GGGUCGGUUCCCCGGGGGCGUGUUCCAGCGGGCCAUGACGACGUCCUAGCGGCAGCGACGUCGUGGCAGAGCCUGCAUGGGAUGGCCGACGUGUACUCGCAGGGCAUGGUCAGCGUGCUGAACGACCUCCGGCGGCGACGGGUGUUCACCGACGCCGAAGUCGUAUGCACCGACGAUGGCAGCCAAUUCCCGGUGCACCAGGUGCUCCUGUACGCCGCCUGCCCGCUGUUCCGUGAGCCGUCCCCGGGAGGAAACCAACCGGGCCCGGCCAACACAAUCAACGUCGCCGCCGUCACACCAGGGGCGGCAGCGGCGCUCGCGCCCGCAGAUGAUGUGGGCGCCGCCAUAGCGACGACGAAGCAGGGGCCCGCUGCGCCGACAGAGGCCGGCGGCGGCGAGAUGCGCAACGUCCCCGUGGCCGGGGUGCGCGGUGACGUCAUGGCCGCCCUGCUCGAGUACGUCUACACCAACAAGGUGACGGUGAACAGCGACAACGUGCUCAGCAUGCUCCUGGCGGCGCAGCGGUUCCAGAUUGAGAGAAUCGUUCAAAAAUGUCACGAGUUCCUUACCAAAGACAUCAGCGUAGCCAACUGCGUCCGCAUAUUGGAGUUCGCAAGGGAACAGAAGCACCCCAGCCUCGUCGACAUGGCUGUAAAUUUUAUUUCCGGAAAUUUUAACGAGGUCACCAAAACGAACCAAGAUUUCGUCCGUAUCUCCUACGAUGAUCUCAAGGCUCUGCUAAGCUCUGACGAGCUCAACGUUGCCGACGAAGGCAAAGCGUUUUCAGCGGCUAUAAAGUGGACCUCAGCUGAUGCGCCAAACAGGCAUCGCUUCCUACCAAGUCUUCUCAGUGCUAUAAGAUUCGGGCUCUGCAAGGUGUCGUUCCUCCAAGAGGAAGUCUUUCCGCAUCCCAUGCUCGAUGACGUUGACUGCCGCGCCGUACUUGAGCCAGUACACGGACUUCUGGAACAGCUGGAGAUCCACGAAGGUCCCAGGAUGAUCAACCUUACGCAUCCCAUGCUAAGGCCCAGGAUACCAAGGCAAGUAAGACCUUGGCAGCGACGUAGGAUGGCACGAGCAAAAGUUACAGCUCCUGGACCGUAUUUUGGUCCAGGAGCUCGGCACAAAGAUCACGUUCAUGAACCGGUAUCGGACGUUCUGUUCGUGAUCGGUGGCUGGAGUAAUGGCAGCGCUACGAACCUCGUCGAGUCGUACGACUGCCGCGCCAACCGGUGGCUGAUAUUUCCCAACGACAGGGACAUCAUGCCUCGGGCAUACCACGGACUCGUCGCGCUGGACGGCCUCAUCUACAUGAUUGGCGGCUUCGAUGGAUCCCAGUGCUUCAACUGCGUCCGUUGUUUCAACCCACUCCUGCACCGCUGGACGGAGCGCGCGUGCAUGCACGUGGCCAGGUGCUACGUCAGCGUGGCGGUGCUCGAGGGCAAAAUCUACGCGCUGGGCGGCUACGACGGCGACCGGCGCACCAACACGGCCGAGCGAUACGACCCGGCCUCCAACACGUGGUCGCUCAUCGCCGAUAUGAACGACCAGCGAUCGGACGCCUGUGCCACGGUCGUCGACUCGAAGGUGUACAUCGUAGGAGGUUUUACCGGGCAGCAAGUGCUGAACACGGCCGAGUUCUACGACCCCAAGGUGAACGUGUGGACCUACAUCCGGGCCAUGACCGUGCCUCGCAGCGGAGUCCGGGUCAUCAACUACCAGGACACCGUCUACGUGCUCGGCGGCUUCAACGGAACCAACAGGCUUUCCACGGGUGAAAAGUACGACCUUCUGAGAGACCGCUGGCUCGAGCUGCCCAACAUGCACACGCCGAGGAGCAACUUCGCAGUCGCCGUGCUCGACGACCUGCUCUUCGCCAUUGGCGGAUUCAACGGAACGACGACCGUGCCGUUCGUGGAAUGCUACGACUCCAAAACCAAUAGCUGGCGACGGGUCACCGACAUGAACAUCAACAGGAGCGCCCUCGGAGCCUGCGUGGCUGUUAACCUUCCAAACUCCAGGGAGUUCUCUGUUGUGGCCCGGUUCUCCCGCAAAUCGGUCCGGCUGCUUGACAGCUUCCUGCCCGCCUCCAUUCGCAAGAGGAGACAAAUUUCCAUAGCUAGGCGGAGACGGCUCUGACACACGAGUAA
Rhipicephalus sanguineus (brown dog tick) is the source of this 2150-nucleotide messenger RNA. Its product is annotated as kelch-like protein 10. The coding region runs from base 82 to 2139 and encodes 685 amino acids. Lineage: Eukaryota; Metazoa; Arthropoda; Arachnida; Ixodida; Ixodidae. The transcript has 11 exons. Gene Ontology annotation, molecular function: protein binding. The record is from RefSeq and is a predicted model, not a curated record.